UCAAAUAACACAUUUCUGUGUAGAAAUUUACUCCCGGAAAAUUACAAAGCUUUUAUAGUUAAUUGCCUAUUAGUUAGAAUGUCAAUUGCUAGAGCACAUAUGUGAUAUCCACAGAUAUAGUUGUGAAUUCCGAAAACGGCUGGGCUGAUUCCUGUUGAUAGCAUACAAUGCCGACUGUAAGUCAUGGUUUAUUUAGAUGGCUACUCUGGCGUGGUGCCACCCUGGAAAACUUUGCCGACAGACUGAACCACUUCUGGACCUUCGGACUCCUGCUUCUACUAGCCUGCAUAAUUAGCUGGAACCAUAACUAUAACAAACCUAUAAGCUGUUGGGCACCAGUCGAGUUCACCAAAGGUAUGCAGCAAUAUGCUGAUGAAAUUUGCUGGCACAAACAAUUCGUAUAUCUUCCUCUAGAUGCUGAACUACCAUCUUACGCUCAAACCAGAUUGCCCAUGAAAAGAUCAUUGCAUAUGUGGCUACCGAUUAUCCUUUGCUUCCAGGCUUUUCUAUUCAAACUGCCAAAUCUUCUAAUGUAUAUUCUACAUCAGUAUUCUGGAAUAAGUUUUGACAAGCUCGCACGUUUGACCAGCGGAUUUGAGAAUAUGAACAUGCAGGAACGUAUUAUUUUGAGUAAGCAGACAUCACGUUAUAUCUACAACUGGUGUAAACAGUUUGCAAAUUGCUUACCAUGGCGACUUCUUACGAUCCUCUGGUUGAUCGUCAAAGUUCUAUACUGCAUCAACAUCAUUGUACAAAUAUGUCUCGUCAACACUUUCCUGGCUUCAAGGGAUCCACUGACUGGAUAUUCAAUAUCAUAUGGUAAAGCUAUUACAAGAAAUAUUUUUUCUAGCGACUCAAGCUUAUGGGCGGAUUCACCAGCCUUUCCUCGUCUGAUUUUGUGCGAUUUUCAAAUAAGAAAACUAAGAGUUGUUCAAAGAUAUACUGUUCAAUGUAACCUAAAUGGAAACAACUUCAACGAGCUUGUUUUUAUGUUCCUGUGGGUAUGGUUUGUGUUUGUUGCCGUAGCAACCUGUCUUAGUCUCGUGGUGUGGACACUAAGAACAAUUAUCCCAAUCUUUCGGAAGCGGUAUAUAAAGAAAGUGAUGGAACUUGCAGAUGACCCUAACUUCACAGUCAUUAGGCCACAUGACCUAGAUCAAUUCUGUAACUUCAUUGGUGAGGAUGGCACUAUGGCGUUGAAGUUAAUUGGAGCUAACUCAUCGGAACUAUUUGUCGGCGAUGUCGUCUACAAUAUGUGGAUGCUUAGAAGCCGAGGAGGCAAUCCGCAGCAGGCGUUACAACCUAGUGCCCCAAUUUGACAUGUAACAUUACGAAAACAUGUAAAAUAUUAAAUAAAGAUUUCUGAUAGAAUUCUGUAGGUUACAAUCUGCAAACUCUGUAAAUUACUCUACACAAAAAUAGCCCUAAUAUUGCUGAUAUAACAAUUACUGAUGUAAGUGACAUUGCCGUAAUUAUCAAUAGACUGGUAGCCGAAUAUCCCAUAGAUCUACAAGUGUUUAUUGAAUUUAGAUGCCAUUCGUUAGUCGGCAAAAUAAAUUCACGGUACCCAUAGCUACGACACACCAGGACAUUUCUUUAGGAUUAUAUCGGGCAUUUUGCAUUAAAUCGGGUAGGAAAACUGUUGCAGGACCAAAUAUGAACUAUGAAUGCAGUUACACUCGAGAUAAAGAACAGCAUGAAUUUAUAGUUUCACAGAACUUCCACUAAGAUCUUCUUCACUUCAGUAGUUUCAGCCCUUUGUCCCUGUUUGUCUAUGAGAUUGAACAAAAAUAUUGAUACAACAAUAAAUGAUAUGUAAACAUUUUUAAAUGAAAGACAUCUAUUUAGCCAUCAAACUAUCGAAGGAAUUCAGUAAAAACAAGGACAUACGUCUAACAGGAAAAGCCACAUUCAAAGAACACUGUCCUCCAUACAGACUGUCGAAGCAGAAAACAGUUCGACGUUUAAGUGAUAUACAUGUUAGCAAAGAAAUGAUAAUGCGUUAACAUGGGUGUUUUGAUUGAUUUGUACAAAUGACUUUGCAACCCCAAAAUAAGGUGAUAUCUGCUGCACGUUUGCUUAAAUAAAUAAAUAAAUGAAUUAUUUGAG
This is a messenger RNA of Mercenaria mercenaria, 2109 nucleotides long. Its product is annotated as innexin unc-7-like. The record is from RefSeq and is a predicted model, not a curated record. Lineage: Eukaryota; Metazoa; Mollusca; Bivalvia; Venerida; Veneridae. Bases 168 to 1319 code for a protein of 383 amino acids. The transcript has 3 exons.